Paramecium tetraurelia is the source of this 745-nucleotide messenger RNA. RefSeq lists its product as uncharacterized. NCBI's taxonomy places the organism in Eukaryota, Ciliophora, Oligohymenophorea, Peniculida, Parameciidae. The record is from RefSeq and is a predicted model, not a curated record. The transcript is spliced from 4 exons.
AUGUUCGAAGGCACCAGAUUGUAAUAUAUCGUUCCUGGAUAUACAGGACAUAUUCCAAAAGGCUUUUUUGAACAAUAAGUCGGUUAUUAUUAGGAAGAAAAGCCACAAAACCACAUUCCAGGUUAUGCUGGAGAGAUCAAAUCAAUGAAGGCUGAAAACCUAUUUGCUUAAACUUACGGGAAAAUAACAUACCAAAUCUAACACGAUGACUAUUACAAAGGACAAGAUGUUCCACCCGAAUUAAGAUAUAAAUCACAACUAUAAGACACUUAUCAAAAUUAAAAUAAGGUGCAACUCAGAACAGCUGCCGAAAUCGUUGGCGUGAAACCCAAACCUAUAGAAUAUAAGAUUCCUCAAACUGAAACUGCUAAGAAUUUCUUUAGGUUGGAUGAAUCCGGCAAUCCCAGAUUGAAGGAAUCACUCAGCAAUUGGAAGAGUGAAUAUGAACAUCAUUCCGAAACCAUCGAUGAAGCAACUCACAAGUUCCAUGGAGACCCUGGAUAAAAAGUGCCAAUUCCUCUGGGGGAUCCUUUACCUGGGUAUACUGGCAUGCAGAAGAGAGUAGUUGCAGCUAAUAUUUUUGGGCAAACCUUUGCAAAUGCUCGUAAAACUGCCUUGCAAGAUGAUGCCAAGAUCAAGGAUGAAAAGAUGAAUACAUUCAAACAAUAGGCUUCAUUUAUACCAGCUUUAAAAAGAUGAUAAUUAUUAUAUAUGAACGAACAUUGUUAUAUAUAUUGUAAUCAAA